GGGUUCUUUUCAUUUAGUAGGUUCAGCUACAAUGGUCCAGUACUCUCUAUUAAGUUGGCAUUACCCUUAAAUAAUGCUUAUGUGUGCCCUGGGUACCCCUGGAACUAUAGCAGGGUGACUGUUACUCCAAUGUUUCGAUAUAUCUGUAACCUUGUAAUGGGCUAAGGCACCAAACCUGGAGGCCAGUUAGGGUAAGAGUUGGAGUUUCUCCUUUUUUUAAAAAUUUUUGGGACUACUGUAUAGUAUCAAGUUAUAAUAACAAGGUAACUGCUAAAAUAAUAAUUUCAUAUACUGUAUGUUUCUAUAUCUAUUGUCUUGUAAUGGGGUUUGUGGUCCCUGGCCAAAUGUCACCUCUCUAGUGGGAGCACAGAUUUAAAAGCUCUGUGAUGUAUAACAUUUGCCAUGUUAAAUUUGCAAUACUACGUUUUUCAAUUUUUAGAUAUGGCUGGAGGUUGCAAGACUUGUAUCCUAAAUAUAGGUAUAUCAUGUUCUGUGGGGAACAAAAUAGCCUCAACACUACUACUAGUGCCAUUGCUUCAAGUUUGGAUCAGCUAACUGAAGUGAAACUUGAGAGGAUGUUGUACCCUAAGCCUGAGACAUUGAACCCCCCAAGAAAGGAUGUACUUACAAUAACACCUUGGUUAGCCCCGAUUGUUUGGAACGGGACGUACAACAUUGAUAUACUGAAUGCCCAGUUCCAUCAAAGGGGAGUUCGCAUAGGUCUUACGGUAUUUGCCAUUAAAAAAUAUACAGUUUUUGUAAAAACCUUUAUUGAAACGGCUGAGAAGUUCUUCAUGUUAGGACACAAAGUCAACUAUUAUGUGUUCACGGAUCGAGCCAACGAUAUUCCCAAUAUAACUGUUGCUGAAGGGAGACAGAUGGUCAUUCUGAAUGUACCCAGUUACCAAAGAUGGCAGGAGGUCUCCAUGAGACGGAUGGAGAUGAUUCGGGACUUCAGUCGUCAACAUUUCAUCAACGAGGUGGACUACUUGGUUUGUGUGGAUGUAGAUAUGCAAUUUAGUGAUGAAGUUGGUGUGGAAAUCCUAAGUGAUGUUUUUGGGACCCUACAUCCUGGCUUCUAUGGAGCUGGACGCCAAGCUUUUACCUAUGAGCGUCGACCACAAUCCCAGGCCUAUAUACCUUCUGAUGAGGGGGACUUUUAUUAUGCAGGAGGAUAUUUUGGAGGCACUAUAGAGGAGGUCUACAAACUGACUAACUUCUGCCAUAAUGCCAUGAUGACGGACAGAGAAAAUAAAUUAGAAGCAGUUUGGCAUGAUGAGAGUUAUCUCAACAAAUACUUUGUAUACCAUAAACCAACCAAAAUCCUUUCCAUUGAGUAUCUGUGGGACAAUGGUUUUGGAGUCCCAGAUAUUCUAAAAAGGAGGAGAUUUGUUGCCGUUCCAAAAAACCAUAAUGCCAUCCGAAACAAACGGUCCAUAAGGAGAUAGUGGAACGCUUGGAGAUAGAAAAAAAUAUUCAUGCCUGUAGUGUGGCACAUGGUUUCUCUGCUUUCCUGAACUUGGGCAAUAGGGUUGGAUAAGAAAAGAACUGGACUUUACUAUUGAUUAUUUAAGAAAGAAUUGUGGUUAUCUAAGGCAGUAGUUAAUAUAUAUUUACAUUUUUGGAGGGACAAUUUAUGACUAUAAUCAUUUUGCUUCAAUAAGAAAAUAUUUAUUUUUGCAUUUUUUAAAAAAAGAAAUUGCACAGAAUUUCCAGCUGACAUUUAUGGACUAGGUGAAAGGAACAAUUCCAGUGCUUCCAAUCUGCAUGAAACAAAUAGAGGGAGAGGCACAGAUUACUCAAGUAUAAUGUGUAACUGAAUCUGAACCGAGACCAAGCAAUUCUCUGGUUUGUUUACUCUAAUACCUCCAUUAUCAGUUAUACUUUAUAUUGUUUUAUAGUAGGACCAGAAACGGGUCUAUUUUGAUUAAUAAAUUACUAAAUUAUU
Xenopus laevis (African clawed frog) is the source of this 1948-nucleotide messenger RNA. It is a transcript of the gene abo.2.L, whose product is annotated as ABO blood group (transferase A, alpha 1-3-N-acetylgalactosaminyltransferase; transferase B, alpha 1-3-galactosyltransferase) gene 2 L homeolog. NCBI's taxonomy places the organism in Eukaryota, Metazoa, Chordata, Amphibia, Anura, Pipidae. The transcript is spliced from 6 exons. Gene Ontology annotation, cellular component: membrane; Golgi apparatus; vesicle. Bases 387 to 1448 code for a protein of 353 amino acids. Gene Ontology annotation, biological process: carbohydrate metabolic process. Gene Ontology annotation, molecular function: hexosyltransferase activity; glycosyltransferase activity. The record is from RefSeq and is a predicted model, not a curated record.